AUGGAGUCACUGAGAGUAGGAGUGGGAGCGCACCCGAGCCUGAAGAACGAGCGCAGCUGCGGCUUCGGCUCGGACGAGGCGCUCGCGGCGCGGGUGCGGACGCCGCUGCUGCUGCUCUCGGCCGGAAACGACCCGCCAAACGUCCAGCCCGGCGGCGCCGUGGCGCGUGCCCUGGCGGCCAGCGGCGGUCACGCGCGCGCUUUCCCGACGAUGGACCACGGGUGGGUCACGCGCGGAGACGUCGACGACGGCGCGGUCGCCGCCGAGGUGGAGAGGGCCCUCGAGGAGACACUCGCCUUCCUGCGGGAGCACGUGUAGACCAACGUACUUUGGCCUCGCGGGGGAGAGGCAGCAGAGCGGGCGCGGUCACUGCAUGCAUGUGCAUGUAUCUGCCACCCUAGCCGCCCUUUGUACCUUCUGUGCAUCUUCGUCCCCUGUCU
Molecule: messenger RNA, 440 nt
Organism: Emiliania huxleyi CCMP1516
Lineage: Eukaryota; Haptophyta; Isochrysidales; Noelaerhabdaceae
Exons: 2
Coding region: 1-318 (105 amino acids)
Source: RefSeq, a predicted model, not a curated record